This is a messenger RNA of Oncorhynchus tshawytscha (Chinook salmon), 2586 nucleotides long. It is a transcript of the gene dok6, whose product is annotated as docking protein 6. Gene Ontology annotation, cellular component: cytoplasm. The record is from RefSeq and is a predicted model, not a curated record. Gene Ontology annotation, biological process: cell surface receptor protein tyrosine kinase signaling pathway; positive regulation of MAPK cascade. Lineage: Eukaryota; Metazoa; Chordata; Actinopteri; Salmoniformes; Salmonidae. The transcript is spliced from 8 exons.
AUACACUGAAUUAAAUCAGCUGACAAAUGGUAUCUCCCUACUCCCGUAUGGAACGCGCUGCCGCGCCGAAGCCGGCUGCUGCCCGAGCGUUGAAAGCGUAGAAGAUUGCCUGUGGUUCUUUACUGUUGUGGAUGUCGGACUGACUCCGGCGAGGGAGAAUUCUUCGCAGUCGAAAGGGAGGUUACUUUUCCGCGGCAGUGGCGGAGCGCGCUGACCAUGGCCUCCAACUUUAAUGAUAUAGUGAAGCAGGGAUACGUGCGGAUACGGAGUAAGAAACUAGGGAUCUUCAAGAGGUGCUGGCUGGUGUUUAAGAAGGCGUCCAGUAAAGGCCCCAGACGGUUAGAGAAAUACCAAGAUGAGAAGGCAGCAUACUUCAGAAGCUUUCACAAGAUCACGGAGCUUCACAAUAUCAAGAACAUUACACGGAUGCCCCGGGAGACCAAGAAACACGCAAUGGCAAUCGUCUUCUACGACGAGACUUCCAAGACAUUUGCCUGUGAGUCAGAGCUGGAUGCAGAGGAGUGGUACAAGCUGCUGUGUGUGGAGUGCCUAGGAAGCCGACUGAAUGACAUCAGCCUGGGAGAACCAGACCUGUUAGCAGCGGGGGUGCAGCGGGAGCAGAGUGAGCGGUUCAACGUGUACCUGAUGCCCACUCCCAACAUGGACAUCUAUGGGGAGUGUACGAUGCAGAUCACCCAUGAGAACAUCUACCUGUGGGACAUCCACAACGCCCGCGUCAAACUGGUUAUGUGGCCCCUCAACUCACUGAGGAGAUACGGACGAGACUCCACUUGGUUCACUUUCGAGUCGGGAAGGUAUGUUUGUGAUGUGUGACACGGGGAGGGUCUGUUUACGUUCCAGACGCGGGAGGGAGAGAUAAUCUACCAGAGAGUCCACUCAGCCACCCUGUCCAUCGCACAGCAACAUGAGAGGAUGAUGGUAGAGAUGAAGAAGAGCUCACAGACCCACUCCAACCAGACAACGUUAACCAAGUCCAUUUCUCUGCCUCGCAGUGCCUACUGGCAUCACAUAAUGCGCCAGAACAGCGUGGGAGACAUCUACAGCUACCAAGGUACGAGCCUGACGAUGAUCCCCCGAGCACAGACCUUCCCCAGCUUCCUCUCUGAACAGACAGAAGAAGAGCAGUCCUCUCAGCACCAGGAAGAGGCACUUUCCCCCUCCAGUGGCUAUGGCUCAAACUGCAACCAGGGGAUGCUCCAAUGACAAGCACUUACAGGACAAACCUGGACAUUCCAACACUUUAGAAGGCUGUAGAAAUAUGUAUAGGAACAUGUAUAAUAUGGCAUUGUAUGUUAAUAAAUUAUGACGAGUGUUAAUUGUAGAGCGGUACAUAUAUAUAUAUUAUUCUAGACUUUUUUGUACCCGUUGUGAGACAACAUAGGCUAAAACAAUUGCACCAAAAAUAUUUCUCUUGUAGUUUUCAAAAGGGAGACAUACUGUACGUGUCAUAGUGUUUGCGAGUACUUUGGGUCCUUUCACUGUAAAGUCCCUUGUUUGAAAUGUCUAAAGUUUAUGCAGAUUGCAAAGCAAUGCUGAAAAGGGUUAUGUUUGUAAGUUGUUAAUGUCUUGUGACUGAAGGUCCAAAAAAUUGGAAUGUGUUUUUCAUCCUUUAAUUUUCCCCACACUGAUGUUCUGACACCUGCUGGGGCCCAUUCAUUAGGGAAAACUUGUAACGUUCUGAAAUAUUUGUGGGCUUUUUAGUUUACCUGCAACAAGCACCACGUCCCUCUAUUCAAAAUGGUUUGCCUGUUCACGAGUACAGGUCUGAGAUAGACAUAUUUAAAAAUCUAUACAAAUCAUCCCAAAUUCCAAACGCAUGAACAAAACCAUACAAUGAAAAUAUUAACAAAUCUGCCUAGCACCUAUAGGCUAUAUCUAAGUCCAACUUGACUAGGACCUACAGUAUAGACUAUAGCCUAUUUAAGGCUGACCCUUGUGAACAAGCAGUUUAUUUGGCUUCUGUCUGGAGCACUCAGACUGUGACCAUGCUUGGUCUGACUAUUGAUGUUUUCCAGACCUCUCGCCCUGUCCUCCAGCCACAGUAUGAAGUGCCUUCUGACGCAUGCAGACUGCAGAGUGUGACACUACUGUACCAGACACCCACAGGCUUAAUCUCUGUCCCGGGUCCGUGUCUUUCAUUAUUCUAGUAUAUCUAUGCCCUCGGCUCCUCUUAGGUGCAAGACAUUCUGAAAAUAGUCUUGUCCAAUUUAAACAAAAAAAAGACUUGUCGUCUGUCAUUAUCUGAGAAAAGAUAUGAUCCACAAAUUCACAGAUCGUACGAACACAGAGUCAAUGUUCACAAGAAAAGACAAUCAUUUUAUUGAGGUAUACGGAUGAGCAAAUCAGUCGAAACACUGUUAUCCUUUUGAGCUACUUCCUUUCUUUGUUGUGUGAAUUAUUUUGGUCAACGUUUGAAUAUUUAUUUUCAUAGGAGAUAGAUAUGUUUAUAUGGAAUCCCAGAAACAUCCAGGGCACAUUAUAAAAUAAUAUCUAUGAAUAUCAUACAGUGGGCCAAAAAAUAUUUAGUCAGCCACCAAUUGUGCAAGUUCUCAAACUUAAAAAGAU